CCAGGGGCCACACUCCUGGGGGAUUUCCUUUACCGCAGCACUAGGAAUUAGAUUGCGAGCCGGUCGUUACUCAGGGAUACACGGGCCCCUGGCCCCCCAUCCAGACAGGGGCAGGUCAGGCUCUUUCGCCUUCACUAUAGAGCCGGUAUCCUAAGAGUGAGCGGCAGAGCCUAGCGUGGGGGUUGUUACCGGACAAAUAUGCUCUACCCCGGUGGAUAAACCCCACUGCUCCUGAUGGAGGCCCAGCCCCAUACGCCCAGAGCCCGAUCGGGGCCACGGGUCCCACGGAGACGCUCCAAGUCCCAGAGAGACAGACGGCGGGGCCCGUCCCCCGCAAACUCUUCUUCCUCGAGUCCCGAGCCGGCUCUUUGGCCACGUCCGCAACGCAAAAAACGGAGGAGGAGGAAAGAAAGGGACAGCGCUCCGCUGAGAGAGGAGGACCUGAUCGACGGCUUCUGCAUCAGCAGCUAUGGAAGCCUGGAAGCCAUGCAGAGAGAUGCUUCUCUGGACUCGGCGCCUCAGGAGGAGACAUUCAGGAAGCGUCCAACUGGGAAGAGAAAGCGAAGCGACGACCCCAGCUCGGAGGAUCCGGGGACCAGCAGCCUUGAAAAUCGAGUGUCAGCUCUUGUGGGCCAGAGACAGCGCAGGGGUCACAAAGAACAGGAGGCCCUGAGCUGCGGUCUGGAUGCCGGAUAUAUAUGUGAUGCAGAGAGUAGCUGUGAUGAGCAGGUCCCCGGUGAUGAUCUAGCGGUGUCUUUCACUGUAUCCACAAGCCCAGCUACGCUCCCUGUUACUGGAAGUCGCUUUAAGCUCUUGGUUCAGUCGAAAGUUUCCGGUCUGGAUAGAAGCUGUGAGAGGAGCCAGGAACAGGAGAUUUACCCAGCAGAGCCUAAGCAGUGCCCUCCUGCGGCCCCUCGGAGCACUCCACGCAGCCCUCCUCACGCUGUGCCCAGCGCCUCCCCCAAAGCACAGCCUACGCUCUCCCAGCCGGCAACCGCUGCAGCCCCUGAUCCAAAUGUAAAUAGUUCCAGUCGCAGCAGUCUACCCAAAACAGUGUCUGUACCGCAGACGUCUCAGCGACCCCCUACACCGUCGGUUUGUCUGUCGGGUCACAGCAUCGCGCACAAUUUCCCCUCUGCCUUGCGUCCACCAUCACAUCACCACAUGGGCCUGUUUGCCCCUUCUCCGGGUCUCCCUCCUCCUCCCCCCCUACUGCAGGUCACCGGACACCCCGCCUCAGCCGUCUUAUCUGAACACGAUGUGAUUGGACAGAAUAUCGGGUCUCGCUUCUUGUCUGCUCCUGGCGGUGGAGCGGAGCUGGGUACGGCUAUCCGACCCAUGUACCAGUUCCACCAACACAACCAUCAGCACACGCACCAACACACGCACCAGCACUUCACGCCCUAUCCCCACAACGUGGGCUCUGCCACGUUUGAGAAGUACCCGGGUAAGAUAGAGAGUCUGUACAGACAGAACUUUUUCCAGCCAUUUUCUCCUGUCCUCACCACGCUCCCUCCUGUUCUACCUCCCACCGUAUCAUUUGGAUCACUGCAGGGGGCGUUUCAGCCCAAGAGCACAAAUUCUGAGCUGGCCUCACAAUGCUCUGUGCCCCCAGCCAUCGGCCACAAGGCUCCUCAGCUCCAAGACCAGUUCAAGCCAAGGAGGUCGGGCCGUUGGUGUGCGAUGCACGUUCGCGUGGCUUACAUGAUCUUGCGGCACCAGGAGAGACUCAAGCUCGCGCAUGGGACCCAUAAGUCUGAUUUCCGAGGUGAUCUGCUCUCUUGCGUUCCCACCGGACUCUCCUCACACGAUCUAACGCGGCCAUCCUCCCUCUUUAAUGGCGCGGUGCCACAUGCCCCUGGGCAGUAUCAGGUCGCCCCCCCUGCUGUACCCUCCUUCCUUCAUCCACCAGGACACAUGGACACGUUUAUCCGAACAUCAGGAUUCUCUCCUCUGGCCUCUCUGACGAACGGAGCAUUUGGUGGCCUAGGGAGUCCCUCGUAUAACCCCUCCACCAUGUUCAAUCAGAAGGAAUCCCCUGCAGUCCACAGCUUUUCUGGUCCUCAUGACCCCUGGAACCGGCUCCAUCGCACACCCCCAUCAUUCCCCACCGCUCCCCCGCCGGUCUGCGCCAAGGCGUCGGACCUCGACUCGCGCAACGCCACCAACAUUAAGGACGAAAAGGAGAGGGACCUUCUCUUCUCCCGCCUGGCGCGACAUCCCUCACCUCUCACCCCCACUCAGCGUCACCCUGGGGGGGACGAACGAGGCCCCAGCCGCACGAUUUCCCCGUAUGUCGGGGUGAGACCUGGGAGCAGCUCGGAAAUGAAGCCUCGUCUAACCCCAGAGCAUCCGUCCAAAGUGAAAGUGAAGGAGGAACCUGAGCCGCUCUUUGAAGUGGGGCGCUCCCCUCUCCCCGGGCUGCACUUGCCCCAUCCUUCGCCUCCGUUCGACAGACUUCGAGGGGCUUUCCUGGGGGAGCAGUAUCCCCAUACAUUAGAAGCCUGGAGAGACAUAUACCGCAGAGCAGAUCCUGCCCCUCUCCGUCUUCCUCUGGGACCCCCCCAACGUCUGUACGAGCAGCGGGAAGAAAGAGCUCAUAUCUUGCGUGAGGACUUUGAACGUGCCCGGGUGUACGGACUGCCUGCCCACGUUGCCAUGCAGCCUGCCGCACAAUCCAUGCUUGGCUCCCUCUACCCUCACCCAGGCGCUAGCCUCAUCAACAAGACUCCCCCCAUGAACCUACUGACUGCUCCCCCGCCGCUGAUCUCAAACUCGAGGCCGGGGUCUCCGCACCGCAGGGACCUUUACAAGGAGAGAGACUCCAGAUAGAAUACCCCCUCCUUUCCUUUACCAGGGGCCACUUUGUAAAUAAUUAUACAUCCCCCCCCCCGGUGCCCCUGCCCCUGGGGUUUUGUACAUUUUUAUGGUAUAUUGUGAUUUCAAACACUGUGGUUUUCCCCGACUUCCAUUGGGAUAAGUUGUUGGGCAGCUUGAGGACCCUUCUGUGUGGGGUGAAAAUGCCACGAGCCGAGCCUUGUUACAUUAAUAAACUUUCCUUACCCCA
Molecule: messenger RNA, 3067 nt
Organism: Spea bombifrons (plains spadefoot toad)
Lineage: Eukaryota; Metazoa; Chordata; Amphibia; Anura; Pelobatidae
Gene: FBRS
Product: fibrosin
Exons: 18
Coding region: 235-2832 (865 amino acids)
Source: RefSeq, a predicted model, not a curated record